Messenger RNA from Epinephelus moara (kelp grouper), 4166 nucleotides. RefSeq names its product spire-type actin nucleation factor 1a (gene spire1a). The transcript has 20 exons. The record is from RefSeq and is a predicted model, not a curated record. Gene Ontology annotation, cellular component: cytoplasmic vesicle membrane; cell cortex. Gene Ontology annotation, molecular function: actin binding. Gene Ontology annotation, biological process: actin filament polymerization; actin nucleation; polar body extrusion after meiotic divisions. NCBI's taxonomy places the organism in Eukaryota, Metazoa, Chordata, Actinopteri, Perciformes, Serranidae. The coding region runs from base 152 to 2572 and encodes 806 amino acids.
CACAGUGAACCGUUGGUGCUCUCCGUUCACACCGGGGACAUAUCAUUUGAUUGAGAGGUUAACGUCUGACCGAGGGACUCUGAACUAUUAGCCUCAUUUCGUUUUUUUCUCGUUUUUUAUCUUUAAAUUGUGCGGUUAUGAUGAGGUGAGGAUGGCCAAGCGACCGGGGACUGACGAAGGGAUGUUGACUUCGCCGACGAUUCUCCGGGAUUUCUCCGCCGAUAUGAACAGCGGGGACGUGAACAUGGACUGCAGCGAGGGCGCCGCGGACGUCUCCUUGGAAGAAAUACUCACACUGUACAACCAGCCGAUAAACGAGGAGCAGGCAUGGGCUGUGUGUUAUCAGUGUUGUCGGACUUUAGCGCAGAAACACCGGAGGAAAAGCUCCACGUCCGCCGGUGCGUCGGCCGUCGGCUGCCCGAGGAGGAUUGAGGGACCCGGGGAUGUGUGGAUCGGGAGAGACGGGACUGUGAAACUGCACUUUGAAGACAGCACAGAUAAAUACCAACCGGCCCCCACGUCAUUAGAGGUUAUUGACUCACUGGGUGUCAUGAUUUACAAAGCUCUGGACUAUGGCCUCAAAGAAAACGAAGAGCGUGAACUCACCCCGCCGCUGGAGCGCCUGAUCGACAUGAUGACCAACACAGACAAAACUGAGAGUGACCCCUGUCCUGACGAGGGCUACGAAGCCACAGAGGAGGAGGAUGAGUGCGAGGAGGAAGGGGAAGAGGAACCCGUCCCUGCCACCACCACCAGCUCAAUCAGCAGCAUUCGUAGCUAUCGAGACCUCAUCACGCUAUGUUCCUCACACCUGCCCAGCCCAUCCGACGCUCCAAACCAUUACCAGGCUGUUUGUCGGGCUCUCUAUGCUGAAACCAGGGAACUACACACCUUUCUGGAGAAAAUCAAGAGUGCCAAGGAGAACCUGAGGAGGAUGGAAGGUGAGAAUCGUGAGGAGCCUGUUAAAGACCUCAAUGAGCUGCAAAAUGCAGACUGGGCACGGUUUUGGGUGCAGGUAAUGCGAGAUCUACGAGAUGGUGUUAAACUGAAGAAGGUUCAGGAGCGCCAGUAUAACCCGUUACCCAUCGAAUACCAGCUCACACCAUACGAAAUGCUGAUGGAUGACAUCCGCUCCAAACGCUACAAGCUGCGAAAGGUCAUGGUGAAUGGAGACAUCCCACCAAGGUUAAAGAAGAGUGCGCAUGAAAUCAUUCUUGAAUUCAUCAGGUCGCGACCGCCUCUCAACCCUGUCGCAGCCCGUAAACUGAAACCCCACCCGCCACGUCCCAGGAGCCUCCAUGAGCGACUGCUGGAGGACAUCAAAGCUGAGAGGAAGCUCAGGCCGGUCUCACCGGACAUGAUCCGCAGAAGCCGCCUGGUCAUGCGACCUCUUAGCAUGUCUUACAGCUUUGACUCAUCAGGUGCAGGGAAAAGCAUCAGCACUCCUCAGGACUUGUUCCGCAGCUCAGACACUCCUGAUGCACCCAGGAAACUGGCUGUCAGCACUCAGUCUCUGGCCAGUGGCACCGUGGGACCCAGUCAAGGUGGGGCGCUGCCUCUAAGCCAGAGGAAGAGGCUGCUCAGAGCACCCACGCUGGCUGAGCUGGACAGCUCCGAAUCUGAUGACGAGCCCACGCGAAGCAGCUCCAGUAUGUCCACAUCUUUGAUGGAGGACACGUCACCUGAGUCUGCCAUAGGGAAGAAAGCUCCUCCAAAGUUCCUGCCCGUCUCUGCCACCCCACAGCCAGACAAGCGUCAGUCCCCACAGAGGCGGCACUCUAUCGAGAAGGAGGCCCCCACCAGUGUCUGCACCUUUGCACCUCCAUCCAGACAGAGCUCCAAGUCUUUGCUGAUGGCGGAUCCCAGCGCCAAGGUGGAAGCCGCCAGUGGUGCUCAGGGCCCGGAGGAGUUCUGCUACCCGGUGGAGUGCCUGGCUCUGACGGUGGAGGAGGUGAUGCACAUCAGGCAGGUUCUGGUCAAGGCUGAGCUGGAGAAGUUUCAGCAGUACAAAGACAUCUACACCGCCCUCAAGAAAGGAAAGGUUUGCUUUUCAUGUCGGACCAAGAGGUUCUCUCUCUUCACCUGGUCCUACACCUGCCAAUUCUGCAAAAGGCCUGUGUGUUCCCAGUGCUCCAAAAAGAUGCGGCUGCCAUCCAAGCCCUACUCCACCUUGCCCAUUUAUUCUUUGGGCCCUGGUGCUGCAGCUAAAGAAGAGGCAAGUGGAGCGUCUGCUCCUGCUGAGCCAGAAAAGAACCCAUUUGGGUCCGGACACAGCCGACACAGCUUACGCAGAAGUGUUUACAAGUUGUCUAAGCACAGCAGUAGUGGCAGCAAAGAUGGCCGGUCACAGGACGAACCUGAGCUGCCGAAGGAGCUCACUGAGGACUGGGUCACUAUGGAGAUCUGUGUAGACUGCAAAAAGUUCAUCACAGAGAUCAUCACCUCCAGCAAGCGCAGCCUGUGCGUGGCCACCAAACGUGCCCGUCUCAACCGCAAAACCCAGUCCUUCUACAUGUCAUCGUCUAACUCUGUCAACUUCAGGCCCUCUGAGCGCACCAUCAACGAGGUGUAGAGAGUGGGGCCGCCCUGCGCACUUUCCUUCACGCCUCCCCCAGAGCCUAGUCGUUCAAUAAGAAAAUAAAUAAAUCCCUUCAAUGAAGCCAGUUCGUUCCACCCCAAAGUUAGUAAAGGUUCUUAUACCUUACCCCGUCUCAGGAAAAGUUGGCACGCUGUGAUUGGUCGUGACUGGUCAGGACUGUGCAGUAGCUGCCAGAUAACAGAGAGCCAUGUUUCUUUAAAGUGAUAAUUCAGGAUAAAAUGGAUAAAUUAAGUUGCUGACGUCGCUAUUGUGAACCAGGUAAGAGAAUGUAUAUCUGACAUAAGAGCGAUCAGAUGAUACAGAAAGCCAAAAGCUGCAGUGAUAAACGUGUAAAUAGUACAAAGGCCCGGCCCUAAUCUUAGCUAUGAAUACGUUUUCCAGUUCCUGUUUACUUCUAGCACUCAGGAUAAACAACAGAUUGUCUUUUUGACAGAAAUGCACUGUAGAUCCUCCUACCAGGUCUGUUGGGGUAGACCACCCUCCCUGCCCCCUCUCUCUUAUUCUUCCAGCAACAAUUAUGCCAAAUGUUUCAUCCUUCAUUUUUUUAGCCAGUUUAAAUGCACAUUCACUGUUCUCUCAUGUUGUCGGGGCGACACGUCGAAGGGUGAGAGUAGUCAGAUUAUUUUUCUGGGUGGGUUUAGUUUUAACUUGUUCAAUUCUGUGCCUGGUGCCAAAAUGUAAUUCCUUUCUUUGAAUGCCUUCAUAGUUAUGGACCUGUUGUACAUAUGUGUGAUACACUCAAUAGGGGACAUUUUUAGGGUAAUCCAAGGUUGGGUUUCUUGCCCUUUCCAUGUUCCAGGCGGGGCAACAGAAGCACAGACGUAGGGUUGUGAAUGUGUACAUGCUGUAUAUCUUAAUUGUUCCAAAUUUAAUAUAAAAAGCUUAACAAAGUAGAAAUUUAAUUUUACCAUGUUUUAAGAUAUUUGCCUCUGGAGUUACUUUAUUUGAAAUUCUUCUCUGACACCUCUAUUAUUAGUGUUAUUAUGUUUGUGUAAUAUUAAGAUUUUAUUUCUAUUGUAUAGUUUAUAAACUCCUCAGUGUUAAGACUCCUCUAAAUCGCAAAUCGCACUUUUAUUGGACCAAUUUAUUGUUUAUGUUGGGUUUUUGUCUUAAGUAAUAAUAAUUAUUAAAAUCUUUUUGUUUUUCACCUCUUGGGGGAUCCAUAGUGCCAUUUCCCAGAGUUCCUCAUGAAUGAAAAUGUGUGUGAAUGGCUGCAGGUUGUUUGAGUAAGAAAUGAAUAAUGGCUAAAACAAAACUCUCCAUUUAAUUGAAUGUAGGCAAGUAUAUAACUGUCACUGAAUAUGCUUUAUGAUUGUGUUUCCCCUCUCAAAAGACGUGUAUUCACAUACACACCUAAACACAAAUGUUUAUAUCGUGUGUUUUGUGACAGUUGUUACCAAAUGAACACAAAGCCAGCCUGUUCAAUAACGACGCCAUGUUCCAGUGACACCAUCCGACCAGUUUUAUUUUAGACCUCUGUAAGGAAUGUAUGCAUGCUGUACUGUGAUCUGUUCGUUUUUAUCAAAGACAUUAUAAUAAAAUCAUCAUGAUUCUUACCUUGACUCAU